Teleopsis dalmanni is the source of this 1249-nucleotide messenger RNA. RefSeq names its product transcription factor asR4. The coding region runs from base 112 to 1221 and encodes 369 amino acids. NCBI's taxonomy places the organism in Eukaryota, Metazoa, Arthropoda, Insecta, Diptera, Diopsidae. The record is from RefSeq and is a predicted model, not a curated record. The transcript is spliced from 2 exons.
AGCAAGCAUCUCGUCAAGAUCCCAGUUCUGCGGUUGAAUUUUAUCGCGUCGCGUUUAUUUGAAAUCUUACUUUUACUUUGUUGACAAAUCGUGAAAUUUUUGUGACAAAAUAUGUUUGCUAAAAAUCGCGCCACUCACUACAUAAUCAGCACAUUGUUACUUUGGAAUUAUCUGGUAUCGCAGACAAUAGCUGCUAAUUUACCACAAUUAAAGAAUCAACAAAAUGCUAUAUUACACCACCAACAACAGCAACAGCAACAACAACAGCAGCAGCAACAACAACAGCAACAUCAACAAUCACAACAGCAGCAUUCACAAUUGCAACAUGCAGAAUAUGUGCAUGAAAAGGAUCCCAUGUCGGAUGUACUCAAAACUGUCAAUUCUGAAGAAAAUUUAAGUGACUCCUAUCAACUGUUAAAUGACUUUAAAACUGACUCUCAUCCAACUGAAUCAUAUUUUCCUUGGCAAAUGCCAUAUCAAUCCAUGACACCACAAAAUAAUUUUAUGCCUUUACCACGGUUCCCAGCUUUUCAUCAAACGCAUUUAUUCGACAACUUUCUUCCAAUGCAUACACCAAAGUUUUUACCAUUUUUUAGUUACCCACAACCUGUACUUGUACCUUAUCCUUUUUUGGUAACUCCUGAUAUGUUGUAUCCAACUGCAUUCCCUGUAACACCGACAAAUGACAAUGAGGAAAGUAUGUCGCGUGCUGCUAAUGGACGUCGUCCAUCGUCAUCAACUUUAUCCUCGUCUUAUCCACGCAACUCACCAAUUUACUACGUACGUUUACCACCAACUCCGUAUAUGUUCUUACCUAGCUUUAAUUUUGGCGCUUUACCUCAACCUGGGUUUACUAGUGGAAUUACUUCUAUAAUACCUCAUCAAGCAAUGCCUACAUACCCUACGCUGAGUUCAGUUCUUAACUUGCCAGUAAACUUUCUUGCUAAUGGCAAACCAACGAAUAUUUAUCAAAUGGGUGGUUCACCAAGUGAUAUACAAAAUCCAUUCAGACCAGCACAGAAUCCAUAUAGACCAAGUACUACUUCAAGUAGCUUCCAGCCACAUAUUCCCUCUUACAAUUUGGGAGGAUUGGGUGCUACGCAACAAGAUUCAAAAUUAACCUCUCUUAAACGUCCUUUCAUCUUUAAUGGUCGACCAGAUGAUAUUUUCAUAUUACCAAACAAUUUUAACCCAAUUUCCGAAUUUGGAGGUUACUUUUAGUUGGUUAUUUUAGAUAUGAUAAAAUAAU